Oncorhynchus mykiss (rainbow trout) is the source of this 6379-nucleotide messenger RNA. RefSeq names its product synapse differentiation-inducing gene protein 1-like. The record is from RefSeq and is a predicted model, not a curated record. Gene Ontology annotation, cellular component: intracellular membrane-bounded organelle; membrane. Lineage: Eukaryota; Metazoa; Chordata; Actinopteri; Salmoniformes; Salmonidae.
AACUAUUGAUCUGUUUGCAUCUACCAAUGUAUUGUCUGUCACAGUAUCCCGAUGACCUGUCCCAGAGCUUCCUAUACAGUUCUCACUGUAUAGCGGGGGUGUCCAGUACGCCAGUGAUAUAACCUAUAGGCUUACCACUGCCAGACUCGCGAACAUAAACAUAUUAUGCAAACAGUGUCAGGAUGCUGUUAACAUUAGGCAUGAGAGUUGGAUGAACUAGCAGCACACUUCACGAUCAAAUUACACAAUUAUCUCGAUGAGGACGGAUACACGUCUGGUGGGAUACUGAACGGAGCUCGCAAACUACACCAUUUGUUUUAUAUAUAUAUAUAUAUAUAUAUAUAAGAAGACAAAUUGUAUAAGGAUGGAAGACGAUACUACUUGGCUGUAUUAUUUUUUUUUUUUUAAAGAGCAUCUUCAAAGUUUGUCUUUAUAAACACAUACAAAACUAGUUAUAGUCUAAAAGUCUCUCUAGAUACAUGCCAAGGGCACGUUGACGUGUAUUGUCACGAACCCUAUUAAAUGUUGACCUGCACAAGGAAAGCGGACUUGGCGACGCAUUGCCAUUUAGCUCUGAGAACACCGAGUUGGUUUUGAGUGACGUUUCUUCUCUUUUCCUCCGGUGCGAUCGGUCUGCGAGCUACACCGUUUUCUAAUUGAUCCGUCAUAAAUGUCAUUCCUGAACAUAAGAAAGCGGCGACAGCCGCUUACUCCUGUAUCGUAUUAUUUCGUUUCAUUAAUUUCGAAGCCAGAGGAUCGAUAAACAAGAUCAAUUUUUUUGAGAGUUGAGAGAAAUCAAUAGGCGACAUAUCAACCGCCACGCCGAGACCUAUUCCCUCAUUGAAAUGAACGCAGUGAAAUAACGACUCUAACCGACUCGGUCAGAUCAGGUGAAUCAUUUUCAAAGACAAGGACUAUCAUUGGUCUCACACCAACCGACAAUAAUGUCAACAGAAAUACAAGCAAGUGGCCGUACAUGUCAAACAACGUUUGGAUUGUCAGGAAUUCGCAGCUCUCAUCCUGUUGAACGCCAUCAGUAGCUGCCACCUUCAGUGCGGUCCUCUUAAGCCACUUCCACUGACCCCUGAACCCUCGUUGCCAUGGAGAACAUGAGUGAGCUCCAGAACCCGCUCCUGGACAAGAACAGCAAGCACGUCGUCAACGGUUACGGCGGCGACUUCCCUAACAACCAGUACCAGGAGAACAUCAUCAACUACUUAACCGGUGGCGACAGCGGAGAAGGAGGAGGUAACACUAACAACGGUACGGUGGCCCAUGUGGGACACAACAACCCCAACGGCAAGACGAAAGCUCAACAACUCCUGGACGCCACCUCACUCCAUCUGGCCGUCGAGGCCUUCUACAGGCCUAACUUCAUCCUGUACAAGGAGGAAGGGGGAGGAGGAGGCGGAGUCAAGGCCAAGGAUUAUAAGAACGAGUGUUGCGAGACUACCUUCACAGAGAAGAAAGAGAAGGCGAGGGAGGCGUCUGUAGCAGUGGAGACCCCCGGAAGCACAGAGGACCCUCAGGCCAAGCUGCUGGAAGAAGGAGACAACGUGAAGAUACAGACUGUCUCCUACGAGGUGGAGGAGGAGGAGUAUGUGGAUUACGAGACGGACUGCUCCAGCGACAGCGAGAGUGAAGAUAACUUCAUAGUGAUCCCACCCAGAGACCAUCUGGGCCUGGCCAUCUUCUCCAUGCUCUGCUGCUUCUGGCCCCUGGGCAUCGCUGCUUUCUACUUCUCCCAGGGGACCAGCAAGGCGGUGGCGAAGGGGGACUUCCCGCUGGCGAGCAUCGCAUCCCGAAGGGCUUUGUUCCUGGCGGCCCUCUCCAUCACCAUUGGGACAGGCGUCUACGUGGGGGUGGUGGUGGCCCUCAUCGCCUACCUCUCCAAGCCAGGUCACAUAUAGCAGCGCCGGGGGGAACCGGUAAUGGACACUGCUACUGCCAGGGAAAGGUGAAGGGGGCAUCAUUAUUUUUUCUUCCACCAUCCCUCUCUCUGUCCAGCCUUCUCUCAGACUACCAGGUGAACAACAGGAGAGAAGUGAGGAACCACCCCUUCUCAGUGGACACUGCUAAUACCAGGGAAUGGUUUGAACUGCCCUCCUCCCGUAACAUAACAGCACUGCUGACAUGGAAUCCGUUCCUCUCUCUUUCCCCCUCAUCCCUUCAUCUCUCUAUCCUCCUCCCUUCAGCCUCCCUACAGGCAGCAAAGAUUAGAUGAAGGAACAAAGAGGAGCUAGGCAUGAAGGGGAGAUGAGGAGGAGGAGGAGGAGAAGAGCAGGGGAAACUAGGACAGAGAGAACACAGACACUGUUUUCUCUGGGAAAAGUUAUCUGAAGUGAGGUAAAGAGGAACACAGUUUGAGUUGUGCUGUCAUGUUCUGUUCCCCCUCCCCCCUGUAGGGUGUUUAAACUUAGCUUUGUUACUUCAACAUUCUAUAGACCAUUACAGAAAACGAGAUGGGUGGGUGAGGGAUCAGACAGCAAAAAAAACACGGUUUGCAAUUACGGAGACUUUAGCAGACGGAGGAACUUCAAGGGACCGCAGUGUCUGGAGGUCUCACUGAGAGGACUAUAAAAACGUCCUUGAAUUCUCUAUCUGUAUGCCAUCUGAACCAGGAUUGAACAUUUUGACUAUCUGGAUCCCCUGCUACUAACUGACUGUCUCUGUUAAUUUACCAUCAAAUGCUUCUUCAAUGGGCCUGGUUCUAAGGCCUACUGCUGGGUGGUUCUCUGUCAACAUGGAGAGAGAGAGAGAGACAGAGACAGACAGAGAGAGAGAGACAGAGACAGACAGAGAGAGACAGACAGAGAGAGAGAGAGACAGAGACAGACAGAGAGAGGGAGACAUAGUGAUGGUGGUGUCAUAUAACAGACCCCUAAUGCUUUCUGCAUUUCAGAACUGUAACGUUUCUGUCUGGCCAAUGGCGUGUUUUCAUCUUCAAUAAGGAGACUAUUGUCAACAAACUCAGAAGUGUUUAAUUGCAGUUUGUCUUUUCAUUGAAGAAAAAAGGAUAAUGACAACAAGGAAAAAGCAGCAUCCAAACAUUGACAGAUCUCAUCAAAGACGGAUUUGUUUUGUGUAUUCCUUAGCUGAACCAGCUGCGAUGGCAUGAAUUAAAUGAUAUGAAUUCAAGUGGAACAAAAAGCGAACUUCCUUGCUCUCUGCAGGUGAACUGGGGGGGUUACUAGGGAGAGAUACCUAUUGUGCAUAGUUCUGAAGUUAACUUUUCCUCCUUAAAGCUACAUCAAUAUCAGUACGCCAGUUCAAUGAGGACAGGAUAAAUCAUCCUCUAGUACUAAUGUCUACUAAUCUAUCAUCUGCAUCAUAAACUCAACUCUCUGGUCUCUGGGACCAGUGUAAACUCAACUCUCUGGUCUCUGGGACCAGUGUAAACUCAACUCUCUGGUCUCUGGGACCAGUGUAAACUCAACUCUCUGGUCUCUGGGACCAGUGUAAACUCAACUCUCUGGUCUCUGGGACCAGUGUAAACUCAACUCUCUGGUCUCUGGGACCAGUGUAAACUCAACUCUCUGGUCUCUGGGACCAGUGUAAACUCAACUCUCUGGUCUCUGGGACCAGUGUAAACUCAACUCUCUGGUCUCUGGGACCAGUGUAAACUCAACUCUCUGGUCUCUGGGACCAGUGUAAACUCAACUCUCUGGUCUCUGGGACCAGUGUAAACUCAACUCUCUGGUCUCUGGGACCAGUGUAAACUCAACUCUCUGGUCUCUGGGACCAGUGUAAACUCAACUCUCUGGUCUCUGGGACCAGUGUAAACUCAACUCUCUGGUCUCUGAGUUCUAACUCAGUGGUUGUGAUACAGUAAAGUACAGGUAUUCAAUAAAUGCCUUUCCAGGACCCAGGCAGAGUGCGAACAGUGAAGCAUUGAAUCUCAACACUGUAAAAAAAAAUACAGCCUCCUCCCUCCCAUAUGCCAUAGGAGAUAUUAAAAAGGGAAAAAAAACUAUUUCAGCAUCACUAAUAAAGACUGAACCGUGUGGAUUUGGCUCCUGAGGGAAAAAGGCUGGGAAGUGUUUUGCUAUAAUGGCUCCCAUUAGAUCUCAGCAGCAGUAGCCAGAAGGCUAUACGCUCGGAAAGUGGAGACAUCAUAUAACGUUCAAAAGUCAACAUUGUGGAGACAGCUUGACGUUUCGGAGACACCGUCGCGCUUGCUAGCAUUGGAGAUUUGAGCUGGCUAAUUAACGGUAAAUACUGUAAGUGAAUCGUUUCCCCCUCUCAGUCAAACUAAAAUUGUUUACCGUUAGUUAGCAAUCACUAUUUUGCUAGCUACGGUAGUGCUCCAGUGUCAACAAUAACAUUGUUGUCUCCAGUUGUAUUUACAUGUCUACAUUGUGACCCGCAGACAUGCGAAUCCACUUCUGUCUGCAGUCGGCAGAUAGGUUGUCUGAAAAGGUCUUUUCCAACUGCUAUGGACAUUGUCUCGCCAACAGGCUAAUUACGUCUGACCAUUAUCAAUAGACACACAGAGGGACUUCUUCUUCAUUAGACUAGACACUGAGGCCAUGCACACACACACACACAUCCUCUGGUAACAGCCCACCAUGUUUUAAUUGAUUUCCUGGAAACUUUUGUUGUUCUGAGCCGUUAACACUCGCCUCAUUCACUACCUAAAUGAACUGAACUCACUAUUUUACACCUAGUUGCUCCUACAAUUACAUGACCUUUGACCUUUCAACCUCCCCCACCCCUUUUACAGUGCGUUCCCAUGGCAACUGUUUGGCCCCAACUGUUGCAGUGCCAUUGAUUUUUACUGCAGUGUGGCUAAAAUCAGGGUCACACAGAGUGUUUCUUGGUUUGUCUUUAAACAAAUCUACUUUGAAACUAAAGUAAAACACCUCACACACAUGGUCAUGGUCUUAAAAAAAGAUGACGCCUGAACCAUGUCAGAUAUAUAGAGUUGAAAUGUAUUACAUUUUGAGUUUGCAUCUCAAUAAUACACUUCAUACAAUACACAUCCCAGAAGACUGAAAUUUUGCAAAACUGUUCGAUGUGGAAAAAACGUAUUUUCGUCGAGGUUUCUUUAAAUAACGUUAAUUAUUUACUAAUUUAUGAUAAAUAUUCAUAACAUUCCAUCCAUGAGGCCACUAGGUCAUUUGACUGCAGGAAAGGGAUCUAUGAUAGAUCUGUCUCUGGUCUGUGGAAUCUAUGAUAGAUCUGUCUGUGGAAUCUAUGAAGGGAUCUAUGAUAGAUCUGUCUCUGGUCUGUGGAAUCUAUGAAGGGAUCUAUGAUAGAUCUGUCUCUGGUCUGUGGAAUCUAUGAAGGGAUCUAUGAUAGAUCUGUCUCUGGUCUGUGGAAUCUAUGAAGGGAUCUAUGAUAGAUCUGUCUCUGGUCUGUGGAAUCUAUGAUAGAUCUGUCUGUGGAAUCUAUGAAGGGAUCUAUGAUAGAUCUGUCUCUGGUCUGUGGAAUCUAUGAAGGGAUCUAUGAUAGAUCUGUCUCUGGUCUGUGGAAUCUAUGAAGGGAUCUAUGAUAGAUCUGUCUCUGGUCUGUGGAAUCUAUGAAGGGAUCUAUGAUAGAUCUGUCUCUGGUCUGUGGAAUCCGUUAAGAUCACAUUAUAAAAGAUGAUGUUAUGAUGCCCAACACCGUCAUUUGCAGGGGAUACUUGGCGCUGCCUCUGACCGGGUGGAUGGGAAAUUGGAGGACGACUUCCUGCAAUGAGAUCGAGGUCAGGUCAUUUGACCUCACUCAUCCAGCCACUCGGGUCAUGUGACAGUGUUGAUGCCCAUUCUGUGUUCUACUACUGAGAGAUGGUAUAGGUAGUUUUGUUUGUUUUUUUACAGUGUCCAUAUUAGGACAUUCAACUCCACAUGAGACUGAAGAUGUCCUAAUAUGGACACCAUAUUAUUGUUUGUUUAUUUUAUUUUUUUGAGGAAAACUCUUCACUGCUGAUACAUCUGAUGAUAAAUGAUUUGUGUUUUGUAUGACGUGUUUUAUGUGGCUCUUUAGUGAACCAGGUAUUGUCCAAUUAUGUCAAAUACGGUUUACCAUUAAUGUUGAUGCUGUUGUUUCUCCCCCACUCUAAACCUUAUUGGCUGAUGAUCUCCAUCGAUGUAACAACGCUUAAACUGAUUAGGCUGAACAUUUCCGUGUACGUAACUAAGAGGUUUUAACAGGAUGUUUCUGAGCAUUCUUCAAUACCAGGGUGGUCAUGUUAUCUCUUGAGUAUUGUGAUAUUAAAAAUAAAAAAUAAAUAAUAAAAAAAGAUUUAAAAAUGACAUGCAUUUUAUGUUGGAUUUACAUUAAGGUUGGGAUGCCCCACCUACUGUGCGUCUUGUGAGAUGACAACAUGUAAAUAUUCCGGGAUGUCAUUUCAAAUAAAAACAAAAAAGGAGAUGAUUUUCUUUUCUUAAAACUU